This is a messenger RNA of Schizophyllum commune H4-8, 2748 nucleotides long. RefSeq lists its product as uncharacterized. The record is from RefSeq and is a predicted model, not a curated record. Gene Ontology annotation, cellular component: cytoskeleton; cytoplasm. The transcript is spliced from 9 exons. Bases 1 to 2748 code for a protein of 915 amino acids. Gene Ontology annotation, molecular function: GTPase activator activity; protein binding. Lineage: Eukaryota; Fungi; Basidiomycota; Agaricomycetes; Agaricales; Schizophyllaceae. Gene Ontology annotation, biological process: signal transduction.
AUGGCGACACCCGCACCCACCGACUCCGCCCCCGCUCCUGCCCACGAAAUCGCUACUCCGGAGACCCCAGACCAGCCAGACGUCCAGCCUACAACACCACAUCGAGGACUGCCCGCGCUAGACACGAAGGACGCCCCAGUGCCGAGGGUCGGCACGCCGUUGACGCUCAGCCCGAAUUCGCGCGCGAAGAAAGCCGCAGAGAAUCGAGAUGGCGAAUGGGGAGCGAACUUUUGGGUGACGCUCAUAGACCCGCAGACGGAUACACCGUUUUUUGCCUGCCCAGCCACCGGGGAAGUGAGUUGGGAUGCGCCGGUCGGGAACUUUGUUCUUCCCCCGAGUUCGGAGGGUGAAUGGUGGGAGCUCACCGACGAUACGCGGGGAGGGAUACCCUAUUACUACCAGACCAAGACGGGCGAAACGGUGUGGGAGCGCCCAAACGCGUUCGUCAUUCCAUUGGGAAUCAUCCAGAACACUGCCCUAGGUCGUAGGCUAUCCAAGACAGCCGGCAGUCGCAUGUCGAUGAUGGCAUACAAUGGACCUCCCAUCACAUCUGCGAAGGACGCGGGGAAAGCGGGCUACCGGCGUACAAAAUCUUACAACAAAGACCUCGACACCCAUUUCGACCGAUCUGUGCGCAAGUCGCAGUCCACCCGCACCGUGCUCGGCAACAAGUCCAGCUCGCUGAGCCCCGCAUCCGCCCACAUCCAAAGGCGAGCAUUCUCCAACGAGACGCGUCUCCUUGCUCACCACGGACAUCACCACCAUAGUCGUAUGGGGGGAACCCACUUACCGCCCAUCCCGGCGUCGCCAGCGUCCUCUGAGAAGUCGCGCCCGCCGUCGUCCGCCUCCCGUAAAUCCAUGUCUUCCUUACCACAUGGGGAAUCUUCCUUGCGCAAGAAGGGCAGCCCCGGCCGACCUCACACUGGCAACGAUGGGAACAUCUCGGACAGCCCGUCCCCCUCCCGGAAGCACGUCUCGUACAUGAAGCCCAUGACGCCGCAAAGUCUCAACGCCGCUGUUGAGAAGUUGCAGGGCUCGCACUCGGACAGUGGGCACGGAAGCUCCUACAAGACGCCAUUGUCAGUCAAGUCAUCAAGUAGUCACGGAAGCAGCCAACGGCCGAGUACCCCCUCCCUCUCUUCCAGCCAUUCUACCCCGCCGCGUAGCACCGCAACACCCAUCCCUCGCACUCCCGAUCGCCCCUCAACACCAGCGCCAAAGAUCAAUGGGAAAGCCAUCAGCGGGCCAAUCAUGAACGACGCGGCGACCUUGGACAUGAGCCCCGUCAAGAAGCGGACACUGCAGCAGCCCAUCCCUGUGCAAUCCUCCGUCGUGGCGCCAUCGGUCGCGCCCUCGACAAACGCGUCACUGCGCGCCAGCGCGAUCCCGGUACUCCCCCACGAUCUGGCGAUGGAUAUACAGCAGUUCUCGCAGUCGGACUACGCGAAGAAGUACUUCUCAACGCAUCGGCGUGGGUUCCUCUUCAGGCGCACCAUCCCCGUAACGCAGCUAAUGGCGUGGCAAAAGCAACCUUUGACUUCACCGCUACAAACGCUGGAUCGGAGUCUUCACAAGCAGGCUGUACGGACGUUCAAGGUUGUGCAGUACAUCAUGGGCGAUCGCGAGAAGGAUCGGCAUAUCGGCGGGCGCACCGAAGGGUUUUCGCAGCAGAAGAAUGCAUCGUCAACAUCACUAGGGUCUACGCAGACGUCAAGCAUGCUGGAAGAGGAGCGAUGGUUGUUGGGCGAAGGUGUCUCCCAUCCCGAGCUUCGGGACGAGAUAUACUGCCAGGUCAUCAAGCAAUUGACAGGGAAUCCCAAUCCGGAGAGCGCUUUCCGGGGCUGGCAACUCAUCUGCGUUCUUCUUAUCACCUUUCCCCCAUCCAAGAACUUUGAGUCCUACCUACGCUCCUUCAUUCAGCAGCACACAUCAAAGCAGGAAGGUCGUAUAGAUGUGAUGGCCAAGUACUGCUUGCGAAGGCUAGCCGUCAUCUCCAAGAAGGGCCCUCGCGGCAAAGCACCCACCGUCACGGAGAUCGAGACUGCAUCUGACGCCGCGUUCAACCCCUCCACCUUCGGCGAGUCUCUCGACGCCAUCUACCGCUUGCAAGAGCGAAACUAUCCGCAGGCCAAGGUCCCCAUCAUCCUCCCCUUCCUCGCCGAUGGCAUCCUCGCCCUCGGCGGCACCAAGCACGAGGGCAUCUUUCGCGUCCCCGGCGACGGCGACAUCGUUUCCGAGCUCAAACUGCGCAUCGACCGCGGCUUCUACACCCUCGACGGCAUCGACGACCCACAUGUGCUGGCGUCGCUUAUGAAGCUCUGGCUGCGCGAGCUGUGCGACCCGCUCGUGCCGGAGGAGAUGUACAACGAGUGCAUCACGAGCGCGAAAGACCCGGAGGCGUGCGUGCGCAUUGUCGAGCGACUGCCGACGAUCAACCGGCGUGUUGUACUGUUUGUGAUCAGCUUCUUGCAGCUGUUCUUGGACGAGAGGACGCAGGCGAUUACGAAGAUGACGAGUGCGAACCUAGCGCUUGUGAUGGCGCCGAAUUUGCUUAGGUGCAAUUCGGAAAGUAUGACUGUUGUGUUCACGAAUGCUCAGUUCGAGCAGAUCUUCGUGCACAACCUAUUACUGCACCUCAAGUGUAACGACAUCGACCCCGACUACGCGCCACAGCACGGGCUCGGUGCCGUUCCAGCCACUUCACAAUCCCGGUCAUCCAAAUCGCGCACUCGCCGCAACCCGCACUGA